AUGGCGAAGUAUUACGUGGUUCUCCGCCUCCUCCUCGUAGCGGCGGCGCUAGUUCUCACAACCGUAAAUGCCGGCAAAGACUACAGCUGGAUGACUAAACCGGCAACCUGUGAGGGAUCAAUCGCAGAGUGCACGAUGGCCAAUGGUGGAGAGUUUUAUAUGGAUUCAGAAAUCAACCGGCACAUAUUAGCAACAACAGAUUACAUCAGCUACGGUGCGCUGCAGGCAAACACCGUUCCAUGCUCCAGGCGUGGCGCAUCUUACUACAACUGUCAGCCAGGUGCCGAGGCUGAUCCCUACACUCGCUCAUGCAGCGCCGCCACACAGUGCCGGAGUUAA
This is a messenger RNA of Erythranthe guttata (spotted monkey flower), 339 nucleotides long. RefSeq names its product rapid alkalinization factor. Gene Ontology annotation, biological process: calcium-mediated signaling. Gene Ontology annotation, cellular component: plasmodesma. Lineage: Eukaryota; Viridiplantae; Streptophyta; Magnoliopsida; Lamiales; Phrymaceae. The record is from RefSeq and is a predicted model, not a curated record.